Nicotiana tabacum (common tobacco) is the source of this 2019-nucleotide messenger RNA. Its product is annotated as iron-sulfur cluster assembly SufBD family protein ABCI8, chloroplastic. The record is from RefSeq and is a predicted model, not a curated record. Gene Ontology annotation, biological process: iron-sulfur cluster assembly. Lineage: Eukaryota; Viridiplantae; Streptophyta; Magnoliopsida; Solanales; Solanaceae.
AACAACACUAACCUGCAAAAUAUUCCAAAAAUAACAAAAUUAAAAGUUGUAGUUUUUGAUUGUUUGUUCAAUACUUCAAUCUAAGCUUCUUUCUCUCUUCCAACACCUUCCAAAGGCCGUAAUUAUGGCUUCUCUUGUUACCAAUGGAAUCUCCUGUUUAUCUCCCCAACAAAUCACUGAACAACCUAAAUUACCAAAAGGGUGUCAAUUUUUUCAAAAAUCAGCUACCCCCAGAAACCCUAAUUCAAGAAAUCUGAAGGUCAAAGCUGCAGAAUUGGCCAACACCACUCUUGAAACCCCAGGUAAAGACUCCUCCUUUUCAACAAAUGAAAUUGACCCACUUCAGAAAUUCUUGAAAAGAGACUAUAAAUGGGGUUUUAAUGAAAACAUUGAAUCUUUUGCACUACCAAAAGGGCUUUCUGAGGAAACUGUAAAGUUGAUAUCUUUGAGAAAAAAUGAGCCUAGUUGGAUGCUUGAGUUCAGGUUGAAAUCUUAUGAGAAAUUUAUUAAAAUGAAAGAGCCUAAUUGGUCUGAUAAUAGGUACCCAGAAAUUAAUUUUCAAGAUAUUGUUUAUUAUUCAGAACCUAAAAAGAAACCAACUUUGAAUAGUCUAGAUGAAGCUGACCCUGAGCUUAUUAAGUACUUUGAUAAGUUGGGUGUGCCUUUAAACGAAAGGAAUCGUUUGGCUAAUGUCGCUGUUGAUGCUGUUCUUGAUAGUGUUUCUAUUGCUACUACACAUAGGAAGACUUUAGAGAAAUCUGGUGUGAUUUUUUGUUCGAUAUCUGAGGCGAUUAGGGAGUAUCCCGAUUUAGUUAAGAAGUAUUUGGGGAGAGUUGUGCCCCCUGAAGAUAAUUUUUACGCGGCUCUUAAUUCCGCUGUGUUUAGUGAUGGAUCUUUUGUGUAUAUACCCAAACACACUAGGUGUCCGAUGCAGAUAUCGACUUAUUUUAGAAUAAAUGCUAUGGAAACUGGACAGUUUGAGAGGACUGUUAUAAUUGCGGAGGAAGGAAGUUUUGUGGAGUAUUUAGAAGGGUGUACCGCGCCUGCAUAUGAUACUAAUCAGUUACAUGCUGCUGUGGUGGAGUUGUAUUGUGAUGAAGGUGCGGAGAUUAAGUAUUCCACUGUGCAGAAUUGGUAUGCGGGAGAUGAGGAAGGUAAAGGAGGUAUUUAUAAUUUUGUUACAAAGAGGGGACUUUGCGCUGGACCUAGGUCGAAGAUUUCGUGGACGCAAGUGGAGACAGGGUCAGCUAUUACUUGGAAGUAUCCGAGUGUUGUGCUAGAAGGUGAUGAAUCAGUUGGUGAAUUCUAUUCUGUGGCAUUGACCAAUAAUUAUCAGCAGGCGGAUACGGGGACAAAGAUGAUACACAAAGGGAAGAAUACGAGGAGCAGGAUAAUUUCAAAGGGUAUUUCUGCAGGACAUUCUAGGAACUGUUAUCGAGGACUAGUUCAGGUGUUGUCCAAUGCAGAAAAUGCCAAGAACUCCUCGCAGUGUGAUUCAAUGCUCAUUGGUGAUACUGCUGCUGCUAACACUUACCCGUACAUUCAGAGCAAAAACCCAACUGCCCGCAUCGAACACGAAGCGACCACGUCAAAGAUUGGUGAAGAUCAGUUGUUUUAUUUCCAGCAGAGGGGAAUUGACUACGAGAAAGCGAUGGCUGCGAUGAUUUCAGGGUUUUGUAGGGACGUUUUCAACGAACUUCCUGAUGAAUUUGGAGCUGAGGUGAAUCAACUAAUGAGCUUGAAACUUGAAGGAUCUGUUGGUUAAGCAUACCAUAUUUCUGAUUAUAUUUGACAAUAAAGCUGAUUGCUAGUGUGAAAAAGUUUUGGACUUGGUAGCUAAUGAUUAUGUCAUCUGUUAAGUUGUAAUAUUAGUCAUAACAGAAGCUUUGCAUCAAUUAUACACAUUGUAAAUAAUGCAUCAAUGCCUUAUCUUCUGAUACCUUUGCAAUUCAACACUUUUGGGGAUUAGAUUUCAAAUUGAUUAUAUUAGAGACUGAAGAAAUCAAGCUUUUGCAAUUA